AUGUUGAUACUCAGUUGCAAGAACAACGCUGCUGAGGUCGGCACAAACCCUACGCUCAAAGUGGCCGGUCGCACUUUUCGCAGCGAAGCUCCACUUGCACUCCAUCAUUUAAAUCUACCAUUAUUUCGGGCGUUGUCAAAGCGAUUCCCCGACUUGCAACAGGAACUCGCGACAAUGCUUAUCCCCAAGGACGACCGCAAGAAGAUCCACGAGUACCUCUUCCGUGAGGGUGUGCUCGUGGCCAAGAAGGACUACAACCUUCCCAAGCACGGUGACAUUGACACCAAGAACCUCUAUGUCAUCAAGGCCCUCCAGUCCCUGGACUCCCGCGGCUUUGUCAAGACCCAGUUCUCGUGGCAGUACUACUACUACACCCUCACCCCCGAGGGUCUGGACUACCUCCGUGAGUGGCUCCACCUCCCCGCCGAGGUUGUCCCCGCCACCCACAUCAAGCAGCAGCGUUCCCACGCUCCCCCCCGCGGCAUGAUGGGCGGUGAGGAGCGCGGCGAGCGUCGUCCCCGUGCUCCCCGUGAGGGCGGCUACCGCCGUCGCGAGGAGGGUGGCAAGGAGGGCGGUGCCCCCGGCGAGUUCGCUCCCUCUUUCCGCGGUGGCUUCGGCCGUGGCCGUGGUGCUCCCCAGCAGUAA
Molecule: messenger RNA, 645 nt
Organism: Penicillium arizonense
Lineage: Eukaryota; Fungi; Ascomycota; Eurotiomycetes; Eurotiales; Aspergillaceae
Product: 40S ribosomal protein eS10
Exons: 5
Coding region: 1-645 (214 amino acids)
Cellular component (GO): cytosolic small ribosomal subunit
Molecular function (GO): structural constituent of ribosome; RNA binding
Source: RefSeq, a predicted model, not a curated record